AUGGCGUCUGAGAUCGACAAUUCCAGAUCCGAAUCUACAACCAACGGCGAAUCUCCUCCAUGCGCGCCACACAAAGUUGCACUGAUCACGGGAAUCAUUGGCCAAGAUGGUUCCUACCUGACUGAGUUUUUACUCGACAAAGGCUACGAGGUACACGGCUUGAUCCGACGGUCCUCCAACUUCAACACUCAGCGAAUCAACCACAUCUAUAUCGACCCCCACAAUGCCCACAAGGCUCGAAUGAAGCUUCACUACGCCGACCUCAUCAAUGCCUCCUCUCUUUGUAGCUGGCUUGACACGAUUCUCCCAGACGAGGUUUACAACCUCGCUACCCAAUCCCACAUGGCUGUCUCAUUUGAGAUCCCAGAUUACAUCGCCGAUGUUGUCACCACUAGGGGCCUCCAUCUCCUCAAAGCUGUUCGAUCCCACAUCGCCGCCACUGGGCGCAACCAUAUUCGAUACUACCAAGCUAGAUUGUUAGAAAUGUUCGGCUCGACACCGCCUCCGUAG
Messenger RNA from Quercus lobata, 510 nucleotides. RefSeq names its product GDP-mannose 4,6 dehydratase 2-like. Bases 1 to 510 code for a protein of 169 amino acids. Gene Ontology annotation, biological process: 'de novo' GDP-L-fucose biosynthetic process. Lineage: Eukaryota; Viridiplantae; Streptophyta; Magnoliopsida; Fagales; Fagaceae. Gene Ontology annotation, molecular function: GDP-mannose 4,6-dehydratase activity. The transcript has a single exon. The record is from RefSeq and is a predicted model, not a curated record.